This is a messenger RNA of Teleopsis dalmanni, 917 nucleotides long. Its product is annotated as alpha-tocopherol transfer protein-like. Bases 87 to 917 code for a protein of 276 amino acids. Gene Ontology annotation, molecular function: phosphatidylinositol bisphosphate binding. NCBI's taxonomy places the organism in Eukaryota, Metazoa, Arthropoda, Insecta, Diptera, Diopsidae. The transcript is spliced from 4 exons. Gene Ontology annotation, cellular component: membrane. The record is from RefSeq and is a predicted model, not a curated record.
AAGAACGUGGGUAAGCUGGAAAACGCAUAUAAGCGGUGUUGAAACUCAAGUACGGUUUUAGUCUUAGUUGUGUGUUCGCGGAAUAAAUGUUGAUUGUUGAAUCGAUCGCGCAAAUGUCGAACUUACGCGAUUUACCGAGCGCCUUAGCCAAGAAGGCAGCACUGGAAUUGAAUGAAAAUCCAGCCGAUACGCCUUACUUUCUCAAUGCGUUACGUGAAUGGGUGGAACAGCAGCCACACUUGAAGUCACGUACAUGCGAUCAAUUUCUUAUCGCAUUCUUGCGGGCUUCGAAAUUUAGCCUGGAAAAAGCAAAAAAUAAAUUGGAAAAUUUUUACACAUAUCGUUCACUAAUGCCAGACUUAUUUACUGGUCGGUAUAAUUUCAUAAAAGAAGAAAAAACUCAGGCUAUCGUAAAAAGCGGUUGUCUGGUGCAUUUAGCAGAGCCCAUAGCACCAGAUGGUCCACGCGUUGUUAUGAUACGUGCCAACCAAUUUGACAUGCAGAUACACAGUAUUAUGGAUGUGUUCAGAGUUGGUUCAAUGUAUACGGAUUUCUUACUCUAUGAAGAUGACAAUGCAAUUGUGUCUGGUUAUGUGCUUAUAAUGGACUUGGGUGAUCUAAAGAAAGAUGUCGUAUUAAGUUUUCAACCAAGUUUUGCAAGAGAUUUGGUAAUUCUAGCUAACAAAUGUUCACCAUCACGCAUGAGAGGCUUUCAUUUUUUAAAGGUGCCAACGAUUUUUGAAACUUGCUUCAACAUGGUAAAGUCAGUGAUUAGUGCGAAGCUGAGAGAACGGUUUUACGUGCAUGGUCGUAAUUACGAAAAUUUAUAUGAACACGUUCCGAAACACAUAUUACCAAAAGAGUAUGGAGGUGAGUGUGAUAUGCAGAGCUUGCAAGAGAAGACUUGGAUUUGUUAA